GCGCCAUGGCGCCGUUGCCGCGGCGACGCGCCGCCAUUUUACCCCCCCCCCCGGGUCGGCACCGGCCGGCCCGGGCGGGCUCGGAGGGAGGAGGCCGAGCCCGGUACAGCCCCAAAACACGGGAGCUGCUGCGAGGGACGCGGGGAGCCCUCUGGGGCCCUGUUUUUACACAUAAACUCUGUUUUCCAGCCAUGAUGGAGGAGUCGAAGCUGACGAGCUUCCAGAGGCGAUGCCUGAUGGAGUGCCUGGAACGGGGAGAUGCCCUGCCCCUCCAGUGCCACCCCACAUCCAGCAAACAACCAGCGCCCGUGCCGCCUGCUUCCUCCCCGCCGCUCUGUCAGCCGAGCAGGCUUUCAGCUAAACCGCAUCUUCGGCCUGCCAAGGUCUGCCAGGCAGGAGAUGCUUACACCCGAGAGAAGUUCAAGCCACGAGCAAGGAGAGAUUUGGAAAGGGAGAAGCAAAGGCUCCAAAGUAUCUUAGCGACUGGGAAGGAUGUGGUGGAACAGCAAGUGAAGCAGACGCUUGUUCAGACAAAGGAAGAGAAGAUAACUGAGACUGACCGCUUUGAAGAACUGGUGAAUGAAGUUCGGGAGAGGCAGGAGUUCCUGGCAGAGAUGGAAGCUCUAGGACAGGGCAAGAAGUAUCAGAGAAUUAUCCUCACUGAAAUCUCCCAGAAAAUGCGCGAGAUGGAGAUCAUUGACAAGAAGAGAAGUGAGGAAGUGAGAGAGACCAUGACAAAAGACUUUCCUGCUGGGAACAAAUCUGAUUCCCAUGACUAGGCCGAGGGAAAAUCGCAAAUGCAAUUUGUUCCCACCUCUUCUCCCACACCCCUGGCACUGGAGUCUCAAGGGCUGGCCUGUGCCUGCCUUUCUCUCAGUGGUUCCCCUGAAGAGGGAGCAGUACCACCUGUUGCCUGAAGCCAGAAGGCAGGAACAGUUUGUUCACAGCUCGUAACAGAAGCAAGCUGUUGUAAAGUCCUACCCAUGCACCAGAUCCCUUCUUGCUCAACAAUAUUAAAAAGAUGAAAACGCACAGCAGCGGCUAUUAAAACAUGACAAAGCCUUUCGGUUAUGCAAUGCCUCCGAGUACAGCGCUCCACACAGCUCCAAAUGUCAUUCCUUCUCCUGCAUCUCCCCAGAGGUGGAGGUUUCUUGCGGCAGCAUGGCACUAACGUGUCACCGCCCGCAUCCAGCACCCGCUCCAGCCCGCACAGCUCCGGGAACGGCUGCGCUGGCAGAUGGCGAGGAGGAAGAUGCAGCCGCCUGGCCUUGCGCAAGCACGAGCCUCCAACAUUACAGCAGGUGAAUGGAAGUCACGGAGUUAGUACAGCGUAAUUUACAAAUCAAGGUUCUGACCGGGCACAGGGCCAAGGGGUGUCAGGCUGCGGCGAUCCUGACGGCCUUUGGCAACGGCGACGCGACAGCAGGCUCUAAAACGGACGCGUUUCUCCGCGGAGAAGAGUUGUGCUUUGGGUUCUCCCCUCCCCUACCACUGCUCCUGAUCAGCCCGCUGAGGUGUGGCAGGAGUGGCACGGCAUCUGGGGGGAGCGGGGGGGGGGGUGUUUCCAGAAUGCUACGCCAGCCGCGUUGCAAGGCACUGCUCUGAGUGUUUUGGCUGAAGCCUGCUGUAUUUUUGGAAGGGGGCGCAGCGGUUUGUUCGGGGCUGACAUGACUGAUUUGCUAACGGGAAGGCGUGACGAACAGCUGACCAACCAAACACCCGUGAAACAAAACGUCUAAUUCAGACCGAUCGCACGACUCAAUAAAUAGCUCCUCGCCUUGGAGGAGAAGGCAGGAAACAGAAAUGGAAGGAAGAAGGGAUGGGUGGAAGAAUACUCUCCACCCAUUCCCUCCCCUGAUGUACACACACGCACGCAUACAACAAAUAAAAUAGGGAUUUAAAAAGUUUCAGGGCGGGUUUGGAUUCACGUAGUAAAGGAGGUGUAAAAAAAAAAA
This is a messenger RNA of Oxyura jamaicensis (ruddy duck), 1955 nucleotides long. It is a transcript of the gene C1H22orf23, whose product is annotated as chromosome 1 C22orf23 homolog. Bases 6 to 779 code for a protein of 257 amino acids. The record is from RefSeq and is a predicted model, not a curated record. NCBI's taxonomy places the organism in Eukaryota, Metazoa, Chordata, Aves, Anseriformes, Anatidae. The transcript has 7 exons.